Messenger RNA from Pantherophis guttatus, 1730 nucleotides. The record is from RefSeq and is a predicted model, not a curated record. NCBI's taxonomy places the organism in Eukaryota, Metazoa, Chordata, Lepidosauria, Squamata, Colubridae.
UGAGGGCGGACACCCAGCUGCAGCCCCCUCCUCACCUCCCUCCCACCCACCUAAAAAACACCAGGCUGGCUUUGUGAUGGAUGAAGGGAUGGAUGGAUGGAUAGAUGGAUGAGUGACAGGACCAGGAAAUAAAACCAGGGCAGAUCCUGGCUUGUCUUCCUGGCUGGCAAAACCCCUGCCCCCCCCCAUCUGAGCAUCCUUCAGAGAAAACAGAGCCGAAUCUACCAACGGGCUCUUGCAUUCCAAGCCCCCCAUUUCUCUCCGUGUGCCCAGGAGCCAUGCAGUCUCCCAAAAAAAGCUUGAUUUGCAACUUAAACCACGUCCACUUGCAACACAUCUCCUUGGGGCUCCACCUCUCCAGGCACCCAGAACUUCAGGAGGACGCCAACACCUUGGGGCCAUCAAGGGAACAAGUGGGUUGCCACGAAUGCGAGGAACAUGGAGGUCAACUGGUCCCAAGCCUGGUGGACGCCAACUCCAACAACCCAUCGUUGACUUGCCGGUGUUGUGAGGCUCACCCGGUAUCGUCUGAAGUCAAGCAGGGCCUCCAGGCUCCAUCUCCCUUGACCAACCGCCCAACGGUCAACCAUGAAGAAGAAGAAGAAGAAGAGGUGGAGGAAGAAGAAGAAGAAGAGGAGGAGGAAGCGUCAGACCAAACUUCUUCGUCCAUCAGCAGCUGCUCGGAUCUCAGCUUGGAUGAGUCUCCCAUCUCGGUGUACUGCAAGCCCUUCCCUGCUGAAGAGGCCCGAAGUCCAGAAAGCCAACCGAAUAUUGUGCCCUUGGAGGACACGCAGAACGUUCUGGUCCACCACCAAGAGAGAGGUCCAAACCUUAAUGUCCCCAUGGUUGAGCAUCCUGAGGCCCAUAUCUGGGAUAGUCCAGACAGUUUGUACAGCAGCAGCUCACCAGAAUCUCCAUUUGACAACUCUCCUCCUUGUCCGGAAAGCCAAGAAAGAUCAUCUCAGGUUGAGUCCAUCAAAGUUCCUCCUCUUGUUCCACCUCCUGUCCGCCCCUGCAGGGCACCUCCUGCAGUGCCGGUGGUCCCCCCUCGUGGGCUGGAAGUAGAUUCCAACUGUAACGCACUCCCAGCCCGCGAGGUCAAGCAGCCCAACAGUGUCUCCUUGGGCCAAGUGGACAUCAACUCCAACCGAGCCACGCCGGCGAGGUCUCGUUUUGGAGGCGUGCCUCCUCCGAUUCCCCCUCGGACCAAAAGGGGUCUUCAGGGGUUGAGAAGAAGUGAAGGGGGGAAGCCAGCUCCAGAGGUGGCGGUCCCUCCUGAACCUGUGGAGCACCAAGUCCACCGCAGCGAACCCCAAGGAGAAACAUCUAAGAAGAUCAUCACCUCCUUCCAUGAGUUGGCUCAGAAGAGGAAGAAGAUGACAUCCAAGAAGGACCAAAGCGAUUGGUUGAUUGUCUUUUCUCCCGACACGGAGAUGCCUCCGUCUCACGAACUCACCUGGGGAACCGGACAGGAGGCCACCAAGCCAUCCACUUGUCCGGUGGAGCCUUCUCCUCCUACCCUCGGUCUCCAACGUGGGGUCAUCACGUUUAAAGACCUCCGUCAUCGGAAGCAAAACAACCAACUGGCCACCAAGCCAGGCAACCCAAGCCAUCACCGGGGGAAUCCUGCUCAAGGGGUCCCCGACGGUCACACGGGGCGAGAGAUGAGCGACUCGGAACCCGUGGCCAAUGGACAUUUGUGGGGCGCGAAGGAAAUCCCGCCCGGAUGA